Messenger RNA from Rangifer tarandus platyrhynchus (Svalbard reindeer), 867 nucleotides. Lineage: Eukaryota; Metazoa; Chordata; Mammalia; Artiodactyla; Cervidae. The record is from the annotation of a GenBank genome assembly.
AUGGCCCCCAAAGACACCAUCUUCUUCUGUCUCGUGCUCUGUCUUGGCCAGAGGAUUCAGGCACAGGAUGGGAACUUUCCCAUUCCUAUCAUAUCUGCUAUGCCCAGUUCUGUGGUUCCCUGGAAUGGGUCGGUGAAGAUCUUGUGCCAGGGAACCCUUGCAUCUUACCUGUACCAGCUGGAGAUCCUGGAAAACCUCACCUACAGAGUGGUGGAGAAGAAGUUGGGAUUUCAGGAGGUGGCGGAGUUCGUCAUUAACCACAUGGAUACAAACACCGCAGGGCGUUAUCAGUGCCGAUAUGGGAGAGAACACCGCUGGUCAGCGCCUAGUGCAGCCCUGGAGCUGGUGGUGACAGGCUUGUACGACAAACCCUUUCUCUCCACCGAUGGGGGCCAGGUGGCGAUGCCAGGGGAGAAUAUUUCCCUCCGGUGCAGUUCAGCACACAUGUCGUUCGACAGAUUUUCACUGAGCAGGCCGGGAGGGGCCACCCUGUCACGGCACCGAGAUGCAAGACUCCAGGGGGACUUCACUCUGGGUCCUGUGAACCUCAGCUUCUCAGGAGUCUAUACAUGCUAUGGCUGGCACAGCGGCCGCCCCUAUGUAUGGUCAGCCCCCAGCAAUGCCCUGGAGCUGGUGGUCACAGGUACCACGAGCCAAGAUCACACGACGGAGAACUGGAUUCGGAUGGGCAUGUCAGGGCUGGUCCUCAUAGUCCUCUUGGCCAUUCUGGCUGAAAAUCAGCUUGGCCCUCAGGUUAUACACCAGAAAGACCAGAAAGAUCUUCCUGACCUGAGCUGGAGUCGACAGAAAAGUCAGACAGAAUGGACCUUUAGACUAACUCCUAAGGACCACCAGGGAUACUCUUAG